This is a messenger RNA of Mucor mucedo, 752 nucleotides long. RefSeq lists its product as uncharacterized. Lineage: Eukaryota; Fungi; Mucoromycota; Mucoromycetes; Mucorales; Mucoraceae. The record is from RefSeq and is a predicted model, not a curated record. Bases 1 to 324 code for a protein of 107 amino acids. The transcript is spliced from 2 exons. Gene Ontology annotation, cellular component: mitotic spindle; DASH complex.
AUGUACUUUGCUUACUGCUGGAAAAUAUUCCAAAAGCGAUAUAAUGAAUAUGAACACUCGUUAAAUGAAAAUCAGCAAAUGGACAAGGAAAAAGAGCAAUUUCUCAAACAAAAGGCCGCUCUUAAAGAGCAGAUCUUGCUUAAAUUAGAGACGAUGCAAACGAAUAUCAAUCUGAUGAACACCAACAUACAAACGUUAAACUCCAUUAGUCAACAAUUCGAUGAGACAUCACAGUUAUGGACUUCUUUUCAUCAGAAAUUACGUGCAAAUGAAACUGACCAGAACAAUGUCAAUCACCAAAACCAAAGCACCAAGACACAAUAAUAAAAAAAAAAAAACCCGUUUUCUACACCAGUCCAAAUAGUGGCAGAUUGACCACAAAUUAUAGCAGAAUAACAUAUAUUUUGAUGUGUUUCGUGUGUGUUAAACGUGUGUAGUUACUCUUGUGAUUGUAUAAAAGGGUGCCGCAUACCAUAGUUGUAGUGCUGUUGAUAAAUUUUGAGCAAUAAAGGUGGCCUGCCUCUUAUAUAGUCGUAUCCAAUAACUUUAUGAUUUUGAUUUGUUCCCAAUUGUUAAAUAAAUGCCUGCCACUGUUUGUAAAAACUUCUGUCAAUCUAUUUAGGAUUAAAAUCCACCAUAAAUUCCCGUGCGGCUCAAUUAUCUCUACAUAUCUAUGUUGUCAGGUAUUUUAAUUGUAAUAGGAUACAACUUGGAUACUUGAAACGUAGCAUGUAUCAAACAAUGUUUAUAGG